CCCAAAGGUCAGGGUUGAUGAGAUGAAAAAUAUUGAAAACAACCCAGAUUAAACCCAAAACAAAUCAUCUGUUAAGGAAGCUUAUUGAGUCGAACGUUUAGUGAUUAUUACUUAUGUCUGGUGAAACAUAUUUUUUUGGACAACAGAUGAUACCGAACUAGAAAUAUUCAACUUCAAGACGUAAAAAAGAAGCCGAAGAUGUCACAGAGUUCAGCCAACACCGGCCUGCCACAGCCCAACAUCAGUGUCCCUCCAACCCAGUUGCUUGGUGGUCCUCAGUCGGGAAACCCCCCUUUUAAUGGCUACGCAGAACUACCUUCUCAACAUGGAAACAUGAAUCAGUCUCAUCCAUCUCGGUCUUCUGGAAGCUCAUUUUCUGUGCUAUCAAACCACACUGGAAUGACGCAUAGCAAUGUGUUUGUCCAAGCCCUUCCAAAUGGCAAUGGUUUGUCCCCUAGUAUGUCGUUGACUGAUAUAUCACUGGAACAAGCUAUGGAGAAAGUUCAUGAGCUUGCACAUGAGAAUGCUACUCUCAGAGACUAUGUAAAAGAAAACAACGAAAACAUGAAGAAACAAUUCUCUAUGCUGCUACAGUGGAAGGGAAAGGUCCGUGAGAGUAACCAGCAGAAUCUACAGAGAUUUGAGGCCCUGCAGCGGCAAAUCUUGCAGCUCGGAGCGGAAAAUGAGAAAUACAAGCAGUGUUUGCAGGGGCCUGAGAAACAGAAUUCAGUCAUGGAGGAACUCCAUCGUCAUGUAAGAAACCUUGAAGAGGAUAAGGCAUCAACAGAACACAAGAUUGCCGCGCUUCGAGAGAAGAUUGAAGAGCUUACCAACCAGCUCGACAAAGCCGGGACUGAAGAAACGGUGCUAGUUAACACAGCUGUGGACGAGGGGGAGAUUGAGACGUACAAGAAACGCUGUAACGAGCUCUCCCAUCAGGUGUACAACUUUCACGAGCAGAAUGAACAGUUGAUGGCUGACCUUCAGCAAGUGAAUGCACACAAGGUUCAAAUCCAAAUGGAAAACAAUCGCUUGUAUGAAGACAAUCUUGCUCUUCAGAAGAAAAUGCAAUCCUUCCUCGGCGACAUGAAUAAGACAAAAUUCUCCCUCGGUGCCCUGCAGGACCCUAGUAACACACAGUAUCAAUACGGAAAAGACAGCGGAGAAAAGGAGUCGCCAGAAAAAGAGCAAACAGGCUCAGUUCCAGAAAAAUCAGAUAUGGAAAUUUUGGCUCUUCAGGCCGCAGCGAUGGGAGAUAGAGUAUUGUCGGCGGAAAAUGCGGCCGAGCAGACGGAAAUGCUUCGAUCUCAGCUGCAAGAAGAAAAGUCAAAGACCACAAAACAGAGCCAGACUCUAACUAGUAGAGAGCUUGAGAUUAACCGUCUACAAGGCAAGCUAGGUGAACAGGAACAGUUGAUAGGCCAUUAUAAGGAACAACUGGACAGCCAGAUAGCCAACCUGACACUGGAGCAUCAGCGACAACAAGAUAAUCUCGUUCAACAGUUAGAUCACUUUAAGUCACAACAACAUGGUGGAGAUGUCCAAAGCCUGAAGGCGCAGGUGAUGUCGUUAAUACAAGAAAUACAGGAAACAUCUGCCAAAUUUGAUAUGGCCUCAAAAACCAUUGAUGUCAAGUCUAAUAGAAUCAUGGAGUUAGAGGAGCAUAUUCGAUGCCGCGAGGAACAGAACGCUCAGUCCCAGCGAGAUAUGAACAACUAUGUUCAUACGCUGAAAUCUUCCUUACAAGUCUCCGAGGAAACAAUCAACAAGGAGAGAAUGGAACAUGCCACCACUAAAAAACAACUAAUGGAGUUCCGAGCCUCGUUCAACCAGUUAGUGAGUGACUAUAAGGAUCUGCUGGACACAUUUGAUGAGUACAAGGCAUCAGUAACGCAACAACAAGAACAGAGUGGGCCGAAAACUCGCCAGCAGCUUGAAGAGAUCAAUCGCCUUACAGCUCAGACGAUAGCUGCUGAGGAGGCCAUUACAUUCCGAGACGACCAGAUAAAGGAAUUAAAAUCAGAAAUUGCUCGUCUCAAAGAUGACGUGGAUAAUACCAUACCAGUACUGCGAGCUCAGCUGGAGGUUUAUCAACAGGACUUUGAAGCUGAACGUAACGCCAGGGAACGGCAAGUUGAAGAGAAAGAAAACAUUAUCGCAGAAAUGAAAAAUCUGGAGGUUAAAAACCAACAGUUAUUGGAUGAGGUAGAAAGUAACUCACGGAGGACUCUUGCUGAUAUGCAGCGACGGCAUGCCAGCCCCUCCUACCAUCAGCAGCUGCAGAACCAACUACAGGGUGGUUCCAAUGUUCAGCACCGUGCACCAUCCCCGGGCAGUAACCACCAACAACAGCCAAUCAGAUCCGGGCAUCAACUACAAGGGGGUUACCAAGGGCAACAGGUGGACCGUAGUCAUGGUGAUGACCUUCAACAGAACACUAACUUUGUACCAGUGAAUCCCCCUCAGUUCCCUGGUCGGCCUGGCUCAGCGGGCAGUGGCGGUGGUCAAGACGAAGAGGGCAACCAGACCUGUCCCAAGUGUGGAGUUUACUGUCCCGAUAUGGACACACUUCAGAUACAUGUCCUAGACUGUAUUGAUAAUUGAUACACCUAUACUGAACUAUAUAGACAAUAUUUGAUAUGGUUAUAUGAUACAGAAUAAAUGGACUGUGUUCAAAUAUAUUAAUUUAUCUAUUGACAACUGAUAAGCAGUUUUCAAGCACUCAAAUGACAUUAAAUUUAACACUAAUUUGUAAUUAUGUCUCCCCCUCUCUGGGGGAGACAUAUUGUUUUUGCCCUGUCCGGUAGUCCGUCCGUACGUCACACUUCGUUUCCGAUCGAUAACUGGAAAACCGCAUGACCUAGGAUCACCAAACUUGGUAGGGAGGUUGGUCGUGAGGUGUAGAGGAUCCCUAUUGUUUUUGGGGUCACUAGGUCAAAGGUCAAGGUCGCGGCGACCCCCAAUAUAAAAAAUAUUUCUGCUCAAAAUCUUGAGAACGGUUUGACCUAGGUUCACCAAACUUGGUAGGGAGGUUGGUCAUGAGGUGUAGAAGAUCCCUAUUGUUUUUGGGGUCACUAGGUCAAAGGUCAAGGUCGCGGCGACCCCCAAUGUAAAAAACAUUUCCGCUCAAAAUCUUGAGAACGGUUUGACCUAGGUUCACCAAACUUGGUAGGGAGGUUGGUCAUGAGGUGUAGAAGAUCCCUAUUGUUUUUGGGGUCACUAGGUCAAAGGUCAAGGUCGCGGCGACCCCCAAUGUAAAAAACAUUUCCGCUCAAUAUCUUGAGAAUGGUUUGACCUAGGUUCACCAAACUUGGUGGGGAGGUUGAUCAUGAGGUUUAGAAAACUCCUAUAUUUUGGGGGGUCACAAGGUCAAAGGUCAACGUCGCUGUGACCUCUAAUGUAAAAAAAUAUUUCCGUGCAAUAUCAGGAGAAUGCUUUGAUCUAGGUUCACCAAACUUUGAAGUGAGGUUGGUCAUGAUGUCUAGUUGAUUUUGCGAUCAGUUGGUCAAAGGUCAAGGUCACUGACCUUGAGGUGAAGAACCGGUUUCUGCUCAAUAACUCAAGAACGUUUACACCCAGGAACUUCAUACUAGGUAUGCCAGUUAGUCAUGACUAGUUGAUGGCCCCUAUUGAUUUUGGGAUCAGAAGGUCAAAGAUGAAGGUCACAAUACUGUGAGGUAAAAAAUGGUUUCCGCUCAAUAACUAAAGAAUGCUUCCACCCAGGAACUUAAUACCUGGUAUGCCAGUUGAUCAUGACUAGUAGAUGACCCGUAUUGAUUUUCAGGUCAGUAGGUCAAAGGUGAAGGUGACCUUGAGGUAAAAUAACAGUUUCCGCUGAUUUACUAAACACAACUUCGGCCCAGGAACUUCAUACUUGGUUUGCUAGUUGGUCUUGAUUAUAAGAUGACCACUAUUGAUUUUGAGGUCAGUAGGUCAAGGUCAAUUUCUUUGUCACCAGUACGUACGUCACACUUCUUUUGGCUCAAUAACUUAUGAAAGCUUGGACCCAGGAACUUCAUACUUGGACCCAGGAACUUCAUACUUUGUAUGCAGGUUGGUCAUGACCAGUAGAUGACCCCUAUGUUUGUUCGUCUCCAGUCCAAAAGUACAAAUUUCAUGUCCAUCAUUGAUUAUUUCUCACCUACGACCACACAAUGGGGGAGACAUGCGCUUUUUCAAAAAAGCAAUCUCUAGUUAAUGUUUAUGAUCUUGCUGUUUUUGGAAACAGGCCACAAUGUUUCAAACAUUCUUUGAAACCUUAAAAUUACAGGAUCAAAAACCAAUAUUGUUUUAGUAUAAUUUGUGUAUUAUUCUCAUGUUAAAGACUUUCAAUGGAAAUGAUCUUUUUAAUAAUCGUGAUAAACUAUGGUUUGUAAAUUUAAAUAAACAUUCAAAUUUGUGUAAGUAAAUUGAUCAGAUUUUAAAAAGAGACUUAAACUUGUUACUCUUAAGAUUUUUUGAGAUAUUGGGGCCAGUUCUAUAUAUGUUUAUAUAUUAAUAUACUUAAAAAUCAAUUAUAGCUGUGAGUGAACGGUGCUAAAACUAUAUUGCUUUACUAUUCAAAUUUAAUUAAGGUACUAGAAAUCUCAAUAGUUUAUUAUCACAUGGGUAACUGUUUCGUAAUUGUGUAUCGUUAUGUUGUUAUGAAUACAUUGUUGUUUUAUACAAAUUAAUUGAUGUGGAUGUUUUGUUAUGAUGUUUUUUGAAAAUCGUGCAUUUUGAGCUAGUCUGUUGGUAUUUUUUUUAGAAAUCAAAAGUGUCAGUGUCAACAUUAAAAAACUAAACCUUGGCCAUGACUCAAAAUGUUUAAAGAUGUUCAACUGAAACUUGGUACAUACGUUGCUAGAGGCAAUAUGCAUAUGUUACAGCAAGGCCAUUAACUCUGGACUUAAGCACUGUAAAAUUAUGCCCCUUACUAAAUUCCAAGUAUUUUUUUACACUAGGUUAUGUGCUUUAUUCUGCGUGCAAGUGAAACGUUUUUUUGUAACUUAAUACAUGUAGUUUUAUUUUCUGUGGAAUUCAUAAUGCUAAGUCAGUCAUAAUCUAAAGAUUUCAUAUUGAAAAUGUUGGAGUAGAUUGAAAUAUUUUUUGAGAUGAUACACUAAUUUUGCCAGUACUUUAUUAAGCCAAUAUAUAUAUAUAUAAUUAUGCAUGUAUCUUGUAUUUGGCAAGUCUUAAACAACUUUACUGUUGUACUGCUUGCGAAUGUUAAAACACUUUUGUUUUCUGAAUUGGCAUCUAUAUUUUUUAUUUAUCACUUUAUUUAGUAACACGUAUCAAUGAUUAUGUGAUAUUUUAAAGGCAAUGAAAAUAAAUGUAU
Mya arenaria is the source of this 5320-nucleotide messenger RNA. Its product is annotated as optineurin-like. Gene Ontology annotation, molecular function: K63-linked polyubiquitin modification-dependent protein binding. Gene Ontology annotation, cellular component: nucleus; cytoplasm. The transcript has 14 exons. The coding region runs from base 199 to 2604 and encodes 801 amino acids. Gene Ontology annotation, biological process: regulation of canonical NF-kappaB signal transduction. The record is from RefSeq and is a predicted model, not a curated record. Lineage: Eukaryota; Metazoa; Mollusca; Bivalvia; Myida; Myidae.